GGAACUAUUGGAUAUAUGAGCAACGUCAACUCACCAACAUUACGACCAGGAAUACGACUUUCCCGAAGCGGAUCCUCUGUUUGGUCCACCACCCAGGACAAUGGAUCGGAUCCCAGCCGGCGACUCAAAACAACGGCGCCGUAGAAGGGGCAGACGGAGCGGUCUUCUGGUCAGGCUCCGUAGACGGGCACACCGCUCCCGAGCAUACUACUCGACAAUGUGCAGUCUCUUGACAACAAGAAACAUGGUUCACUCGAGACACGCUGAGUCGGUACAGCCACCUGGUUUCUUCACGUAUUGCGCCGACAGAAACCAGCAUCUCUCUGGUUCCCCCGAGGUCCAAGCGGCUGUAGAACCCCCAGAAAGCUGCAGCCAUGUUAGCCUGCCUACAGAGACGGCAGCAGAACCUCUCAUCUCAGCACCUGGUCUGCACCCCCAAGAUCCUGGAUGCUCCACCACAGCAGCCGCAGCCCAGCACACGACAAAGUGAGCUGUCCUCCAUGAAUGUCCCUCGGUAUCCAUCCCCUGCAGAGCUGGAUGCCUUUGCCCAGAAGACGGCCAGCAGUCCCCUGUCCAUCAAGAUCUUCCCAUCCAACAUCAGAGUGCCGCAGCACAAACAGCUGAACAGGACUGUCAACGGCCUGGACACCACAUGCACCCAGCACUACAGUCCCUACUCAGGAGGCUACCAGGGCCUACUGGGUGUUGUAAAGGCCACCGCCUCCGUAGUCAAAGGUGUGCUGAAAAACUCUGAGGGCAAGAGGACUAAACAUUCCCCUGCCCAAACUGCAGCAGCACCAUACAACCCUCUCGGUAACAACAGACACGGGCAGCAGAAGAGCUACCACAUGGGCUCCUGCAAGCCUCCUGACGUGCCCAAAAUGGCUAUUCCUUCUAAUAUCAUUGUUGCUGCCUCUGUCAUCCCCACCCCAGUAGGACAGACUCUGGCCUCUCAGUCGGACCUGGACGUCCAGAGCCUGCUGAGGCAGAUGAACAGACACUCCCACAGCCAGGCCCUGCAGCACGGGGGAGAGGCCCAGCCAAGCCCCUCACGCCAGGCUGUGGCUGCUGUGGCCAGCUCAGACUCUGGCUUUACCUGGGGAGUGGUGCCCCAGAGCAGCCUAGCGUACUCCGGGGCUGUGCUGCCCACCCAGAGCGCAGACAUGGCCCAGGCUGGCUACUUGGAGAGAGUGGACUAUAGCAUGUGGCAGAGCCACCAACAGCAGCAGCACUACCAACAGGGGGCGCUAAGGAUGUACAACAAUGCUCGGAUGGGCAGCGGGGGAGGGGCCGUGGUCAGCCGCUCUCCAGAGACCUGUCUCCCUUUGGCCUGCUCAGCACAGCUCUCCUAUAGGCGCCAUCCCCUCAGUGCAGGCACUAACGGGGCAGGGAUUGGGCAGGACCGGGUUAGCUCCUCCCCUCUGAACUGUGCUGCUAUGCAUGGGGAGUUCUCUGUGGGCCAGUACUUCGCCCCUCCCUGGAACAGUGUUCUGGUCACCCCGGACAGUGACUGUUACAACCCUCAGGAGCUGGUGCCUGGUUCCUCUAUGGGCCGGGCCAGAGACAUGGGGCUCUCCCACCCUCACCCUCACCAUCACCCCAACCACCAGCUCCACCCCCACCACCAUCCUCACCCCCAGGUCUACGCCACAGACCAAAGCUUGGGCCUCUGUUGUGGGCUGCCCAGCACCAGCCUGUGCCACGCUUCUGUGCUGAGCAGCAGCCUGCAGUCUCUGGAGUGCCUGAUCAGUGAUCUCCACCCGCCCUGCAUCAAGGAGAGCAUGCUGGGGCGGGGCUACGAGGCGGCGGGGAUGCCAAGGCUACUAGACCACAACCUACAGCACACCCACGUCCAGCUGCCUGUGUUCAGAUAAGACAGGAUGUGUCCACACAGGGCACUCGGACUGAAAUAUUCUGUAAAACAGGAACUCCAUGGAUGCAGGUGUGUAAUUUUGAAGAGACCACCUCAGAAUGAGAAACGGCACCUUUUUUAUUUAGCGUGUGUGUUGUAUUGGUACAGGGCUAUGUGGUUUGGAAUUGACCAAGUGUUGUAUACCUUAAAAGGGUAAUGAUAAUCAUGACUGACCUGCAGGGUCAUCUUAUUUGAUGUCUUAAUGUUUUCAUUUACGGAGGAUUUGUUGAUCAAUCAGAGAAUCAGUUCACAUCUGCCACAUUUGUUCCUCAGAAUAAUGUGUUUUGAAGCUUAUUUCUGUCCACUGUUGAAUUUUUAAACCAUUUCAGAAUGUUGUCAUUUGAAGUAAGGUGAAAGGGUGAUGCGCAGGCAAUCCUCCUAAUGCCCUUUACAAAGUGCAAAAAAAAAUACAACUGGAAAAUGGUACAUACUUAGGGCAUACAAGGGCCCAACUCCAGGCCUCCAGGGGCAUACAAGGGUCCAACUCCAGGCCUCCAGGGGCAUACAAAGGCCCAACUCCAGGCCUCCAGGGGCAUACAAGGGCCCAACUCCAGGCCUCCAGGGGCAUACAAGGGCCCAACUCCAGGCCUCCAGGGGCAUACAAAGGCCCAACUCCAGGCCUCCAGGGGCAUACAAAGGCCCAACUCCAGGCCUCCAGGGGCAUACAAAGGCCCAACUCCAGGCCUCCAGACUGUCAGUUUGUUUUUAUUUAACUCUUACACUUAAUUGACCAAUAAAGGCCACUGAUUAUAAUGCACUGCUGUAAGAACGGCAAAAAUGGGGAAAUGUGUCAGGGAACCGUUUAUUUUCAAAAGAAACUUUAUCUUGAAUGUUUUUGUAUUUUUGUUAGGUUGUGCCUAUGUUGGCUGCUAAUGGAGGAUAAUGUCUUUUUAUAAUGAUUGACCUUUAUGUUUUUGUUGUCUUCUCUACAAUUAUGACUGUCUGUUACCACGCUGUUGCUAGGCCCCAUGUCACAAGAAAGAGAUCUGCUAGCCAUCACGUUAAUGUUUGAUGGAAUGACAGAGUUAUCAUGUUUUACCUAAAACGGCACUGGGACUUUGGGGACGGGAUGUGUCAUUUGAUUCUCUGAUUUGUUCACAUUUUGCUCUUAGCUUUGGUUGACAUUCAUCAUUUAGGUCAUCAAUCACAAAAAUACUAUCUUAAUCAACAGGAGUCCCUCCAAUAGUUUUCCGGAGACAGGAGAAAUGUGUUUUCAAACUGAAGGCAUGACCAUCAAAUUGAAGUAUUCCAUGGUCGAUCAUUGGUUUACAAAUGAGUCGAGUUUACUGGAGAGGUGUCCCUUACUGAUCACUGGAGAACAGGCAUUUCUUACAGUAUAAUUCACUGCUUUUCUGUCAAUGUUUUCUUUCUGAAAAUAAGAUGUAGUUUCUUUGUAGUGGUCUAUCUGAUGCCUGAGAAGUAUGGCUAUAUAAAGAAUCUCUUAUAUGUC
This is a messenger RNA of Oncorhynchus masou masou (cherry salmon), 3362 nucleotides long. RefSeq names its product protein FAM222A-like. Bases 375 to 1874 code for a protein of 499 amino acids. The record is from RefSeq and is a predicted model, not a curated record. Lineage: Eukaryota; Metazoa; Chordata; Actinopteri; Salmoniformes; Salmonidae. The transcript is spliced from 4 exons.